Molecule: messenger RNA, 2704 nt
Organism: Gymnodraco acuticeps
Lineage: Eukaryota; Metazoa; Chordata; Actinopteri; Perciformes; Bathydraconidae
Gene: adisspb
Product: chromosome unknown C20orf27 homolog
Exons: 6
Coding region: 280-804 (174 amino acids)
Source: RefSeq, a predicted model, not a curated record
UCAUACAAGCGAGAAAGUGCAUUGGAGAAAAGACGAGAGGAGGAGUGGAGGUCCGCCUGUGCUGUGAGCUGCUUGCGAUAUUAUCUCAGAAUACCUUUAUCUGAAACCCCUCCGUACCGACAGACAGUCCACAGACAGUCUGUCGUUGGUGUCGGUUACCUGGACGAGUGUCACCUGCAGGGAAUAAAAAUAAGGGUUGUUCUGAGGUCGCUCUGCUGAGAUGUCAAGGCUGUGACAGUGUGUGUCCAAGUGUGUCGGUACUGGAACAAGUCCUGUGACAUGGCUGCCGCGAAGAAGAGUUGUGCCAAGACAGGAGGCGUUCGCUUCUCAGAGGAAUCCCCCGCCGCCGCACACCCGACACAUGUUCACUUCGACGAGAAGCUGCAUGACUCCAUCGUCAUGGUGACACCGGAGGAUGACGGCAACUUCAUGGUCAAGGUCGGCUUCCUAAAGACGCAGCACCGGUAUGAAAUAGUGUUCACGUUGCCCGAUGUCCCGGCUCUGGGGAAGGAUGUGUGUCCAGCGCCAGUUCCCAGUCCACACCUCCGGAUCACUGAUAUCACACCGGCACCGGAGGGAGGUCUGAAGGUGACGUGUGAGUACAUGGCGCAGCAGGAGGGCGUUCUGUGUGAGGAGGUGCUGCUGCUGAGCGAGACCAACCAGGACGUCUGCGUUAAGGUCAAAGUUCACGCCAGAGUCAUGGAUCGUCACCACGGUACGCCCAUGCUGCUGGAGGGGGUGCGCUGCAUCGGGGUGGAGUUGGAGUACGACUCUGAACAGAGCGACUGGCAAGGAUUCGACUAAAGAUCCGGCUCCACUUCAACCCAAAGUACACACAUAUAUACACACACACACACACAUACCUGCCAUCAGAGAAGUGUACACAAAUACAGCAAAAAGGAUUUAGUGCCACGCAAUGUCCAAACAGUAUGUUAAUCAGCCCAGUGUUCAGUGUUAGAUUCAGAGGAAACGUGCGUCCUUUACACACAAAAACAUUCCUCAACUGCAACAUCAACAACAUCUGAACACAGUUUCCUCCUAUAUAAAUAAACAUUGAUUGAUUGAUCCUCCCAAUCCUCUUUUUGUCACCUUGAUGUAUUCAGUUGUACUUUCCUUACUGAGCCUCUAGAGGGCAGCAGCGCUCUUUGAAUCCGAUAUCAAAUCCCUUUUCACCUCUUCUCCUGACAUAUACACUGAAUGUGUUUAAAGGUAAGGGAGUAAACAAGGGCUCUUUUAUUCAUAAAGUAGCUUUAAAUUGACCCGUAGCAAAGGAAUAUACAUCAAGACUUUGGUAGCUGAGCCUGUAAUGUCUCUGUUUCACCACAAGGGGGCACUGCAGACCAUCAACUAAAGAUCCUUCAAUCUAAAAGCUUUUUUUUUUAUUGGACAAACUUCUUCAGUGUGGUCACAUUUCUCCAUUUAAAGUUCAAAUCCAACUACAGGGCUUUUACACUGCUCUAUAUCGUUACCCCGAGACAACUUAAGUUACUGAUUUUUUGCAUAUCCCAGGAAAUCCCAAACAACAUAUGUGAACAUUAGCAAAAAUAAAUAAAAAUUACAUAGAAAGAGAGGCUUUCCUCCAAUAAAAACAGAAGAGAAUAUCGCUUCAAAACGCGCGUUAGCUAUAUAUGGCAUCUAUUGAGCAUGAUUAUGAAACAUAUACGUGACGUUUUUAAUGAAGAAAGAAGAGUUUUGACUUUUUUUUCUAAAUCUGAUGUUUAGCGUUUAUGUUUAAAAACCCUGCUAUCAAACUUCUUUACUGUUUAGCUAAAAAGGCGUUGUUUUUCCCCCACCUUCCCCACAAUUAAAGACAUGUUCAACCAAAGCAACAUUAACAGUUAAUAGGUGUAAAUCAACUGACAAAUCUAUCCUUAGCCAUUCAGAAAACCUUUUUUUUUCAGGCUCUUAAUUUUGAUAUCUCCGGGUUCUGGGGUGUUUAAAGGCAGCACUUUGCACGUUGGACAGGCCAAACUAAUUGUCUACUAAUUAAGAAAAUAAUAGUAAGAUUAAUCACCAUUUUAAAUAAUCUUGCAUUUAAGGCUUGUGGGUGGAUUUGUCCAGCAGAGUUUGUGAAGGAUUUAUUUUGUCUUUUGUUUGAAUUCAUCCACAAAGCCUUCAGAACACUCAUGUCACUCAAAGUGCCUUUCAUUGUACCGUCCUGUCAUUUCCCUUAAAACCCUGAUGUUGUUUUUACCAUCACAUCCUCUCACACGGGAAAAACACUCGCACCAGCUGCCUGUUUGUUGACAUUUCAGUGUUGAAUCCAUCUUCCAGCAGCUUUGCUCCAACAGGUGCUUCUGUCUGAUCACAGUACAGAACACACAGAGCUGACAGGCAUUGAGGAUUCAUUCAAUUGCCUGUCAGCUCUGCCUAAUUUACAUUUGUGCCGUGAUCUGGCUGCACUGCCGUCUCCAAUUUCCCACAAAAUCCUAACAUUUCCUCUGUGAGAAUCAACAGUUUUUGUUGCACCAUAUUGAAUACAUCGGCCUUAAAGGAAAUGAUUCUGUGUGUAACUUCUCUACAUAUUCGACCACAAGCUGUCGGUUUAGUUCAGAUAAAAUACAUGUAUUUGAUGUUUGCUUGAUAAUGUCUGCUUUAAUGUAAAACUGAAAAUAGGUCACUGUUCCAAGAAUGUAGCCGUUUGUCUUCUGUGGGUGUGAUGUGUAUUUUCUAAUGUUGAAAAUAAAUAAAAAAGUGUGUAUGA